UAUUUCUCCGACCCCGACUCCGACGACGCUACUACGCCUUCUUCGUCCGCUCCGUUCUGAUCGCCGUCAAAAGGUUCUGUCCGCUAAAAGAUCCGCCGGCGCCUCUGUCUGAGGCGAUCGGCGUUUCUAAGACGGAGUUUUGUCCACAAAACCUACAAUGCCUUGGUGGAAGAGCAACGAUUCUCGUUCUUCUUCGUCCUCCAAACGACAUUCCGCAGAUGAAAGUUUCUUCACCAGGAUAUUCUCAGUGCAAGGCCGGGGCUACCGUUCGCACCUCCAGCGUAUGAAGAAGCUCAGACACGUAAACGACGUCGAAAUCGGAGGACCUGGUCGGUUAUGGAGGUCGCCGAGCAUUGAUCAUGAUCACCAUUACUCGUCCUCGCGGUCUUAUUCCGUAGAGCCUCAGCCUCUGCCUCUUCCUGAGUUGGCCAUGCUGCUCUUGCGUGACGACCUCGCGUGCGCAAAUCUCUCAAACGCCAACCCUCCUGCAGGUAGUGUUCCUCUUCCAUCGCCGCCGAUCAGGGGAUUUGAGGAGAAAGAAAGGUCCGGAUUGGUCGGAGAUCUUAGUAAUGAUAUUGGGAGUAAACCGUCCACCAGCCAUGUUACAUCGAGGAACUCAGAACACACAGAGACACAACGAGUGUUGAAUGAUAUUGAAAGGCAUCUGGAUGGGGGCAUUGCUAUUAGUGCUCCAGCAAGCCUUUAUUCUAGUCCUGCACGUAGUCCUACAAGACAAUUUCCAUUUACUUUCACAUCCAAUCAUAAUCAUCCUAGGGUUCAAGUUUGGUCUUCACCAGAAAUGCCAGCUUCAGAGAUGAAUCAAGGGUUCUUUUUCCAGAUGCUUUCUGAGAAAGCUGCUUGCGAUUUCCCACAAACUCCAAAAAUAAGUCCACCCAGACAUGCAAGGAAUCUGAGCGGCGAGACUUUUCUGUUGCGUGAAAAUAAUGUUCAUCCCUUGCCUCUUCCUCCAGAGCCCACAUUUCCUGUUCCUAAUUCCCAAGUUAGUCCCAGACCAGAAAUGAUCCCAAUAAGUUCUCAAUGGAACAAAGGAAAACUUUUGGGAAGAGGCACAUUUGGAAGCGUGUACUGUGCCUCCAACAGGGGAACUGGUGCUCUUUGUGCAAUGAAAGAAGUUGACCUAUUUCCUGAUGAUCCAAAGUCUGCAGAGAGCAUAAAACAGUUAGAACAGGAAAUUGAGGUUCUUAGCAUGCUAAAGCACCAUAACAUUGUUCAGUAUUAUGGUAGUGAAGUUGUAGGAGAAAAGUUUUACAUAUAUCUGGAAUAUGUGCAUCCUGGAUCAAUUAAUAAGUAUGUCCGUGAACAUUGUGGAUCCAUUACAGAAUCUAUUAUACGGAAUUUCACACGCCAUAUUCUAUCUGGGUUGGCUUACUUGCACAGCAAGAAGACGAUACACAGGGACAUCAAAGGAGCUAAUUUGCUGGUCGAUGCCCAUGGAGUUGUCAAGCUUGCGGAUUUUGGAAUGGCUAAACAUCUUGCUGGGCCAUUAGCUGAACUUUCUCUAAAGGGAAGUCCUUACUGGAUGGCUCCUGAGCUCAUACAAUCUGUAGCACAGAAAGAUGCUAGUUCUGAUCUUGCUUUUGCUAUUGAUAUAUGGAGUUUGGGCUGUACAAUAAUUGAGAUGAUGAAUGGAAAACCUCCAUGGAGUGAAUUUGAAGGGGCUGCAGCAAUGUUCAGGGCUUUGAAAGAGAAUCCACCCAUACCCGAAACAUUAUCUUUGGAAGGUAAAGAUUUCCUCCAAUGUUGCUUUCUUAGAAAUCCAGCAGAGAGGCCUACGGCUACUGCAUUACUAGACCAUCCAUUUGUUAAGAACUCACAGCAGCUGGACAUACAAAAUUGCGCUCAGGCACUCAGUGAGACUCACUUUACGGAUAAUGCCCUUGGAUCAGGACAACUAUUUGAGCAAAGAUCGGUUCGUCUGAUUCUACCUCCUGAUAUUAGUAGAGGAAGGCCAGCUAACAAGUAGUUGGUUGAUUCAUGAAUCAUUUCUCCAUUGAGAUUGGAUAAAAAUCUCGUACAUAACCAUGCCUCCUGAAUGAACGGUCUGGUCACUGGUCAAGCGAUUCGAUGUCCCCUGCAAUGUGCACACACGCAAUCCAUGGGGGGUAUUAAUCACCAAAGAAACCGUCUGGACAGACCAGUUUGAUGCAAUAACUUUGUUGGAGCACUUAACAUUCUUGUGUUGCAUGCAUGGUUGGUUAUGCUUCAAGGGGGGGCUUGUUCCAUGAAGCUAUGCUUAGUCUAGAUGUUCUAGGUCUACAUGUUUAUGGUUUUAGGUGCUGGUUUGUUAGAGCUUCUUCCAUUAUUUUGCUCUUGUAGGUCUGCAUAUCUUGUAUAAAUCAGCAAUGAAGCUUUAACCUAAUUUUGGUACUUCACUAGUUCAAACUCAUUUUCACAAAUGAUGGAUAUGCUUAUUUAAGAAAUAUAAUGAUUCUUUUAUAGAUUUAUAGAACU
Molecule: messenger RNA, 2472 nt
Organism: Impatiens glandulifera
Lineage: Eukaryota; Viridiplantae; Streptophyta; Magnoliopsida; Ericales; Balsaminaceae
Product: mitogen-activated protein kinase kinase kinase 5
Exons: 11
Coding region: 158-1984 (608 amino acids)
Biological process (GO): protein phosphorylation
Molecular function (GO): ATP binding; protein kinase activity
Source: RefSeq, a predicted model, not a curated record